AUGGGUAAAUUUUUGACUGUCAUGACUCACCUUCAUACUCUUGCCGGGCCAUCCGUGAUGUUGCUCUAUCCUCUAUAUGCAUCAGUAGUGGCUAUAGAGAGCACAUCUAAGUUGGAUGAUGAGCAAUGGCUUGCUUACUGGAUUCUCUAUUCUUUUCUCACUCUUAUGGAGAUGCUCCUUCAACCCAUGCUUCAAUGGAUACCUAUUUGGUAUGAUUUGAAGCUAGCAAUGGUAGCAUGGCUGGUUCUUCCCCAGUUCAGGGGAGCUGCUUUUAUUUAUGAGAAGUUUGUUAGGGAAAAACUCAUCACCAAAUAUGGAGCUCGAUAUUUCAGAGACAAAUCUUCUCCUCCCAAGGUGAGCGUGAAACCCAGUGAAGAUCGGACUGAUUGA
Solanum verrucosum is the source of this 390-nucleotide messenger RNA. RefSeq names its product HVA22-like protein e. The coding region runs from base 1 to 390 and encodes 129 amino acids. The record is from RefSeq and is a predicted model, not a curated record. NCBI's taxonomy places the organism in Eukaryota, Viridiplantae, Streptophyta, Magnoliopsida, Solanales, Solanaceae. The transcript is spliced from 5 exons.